UGGCGAACUCACCCGAAAUAUUUUGCAGUGGUUUAAUUUUGCACAAUGAACUCAAAUAAAAAUAAAACUACAGUUCAGAGAUAUACUUUUACUUUAACUGACGUAUUUUUCGGUGGGCGUGCUUUACUUUUGACUUCAAAUUUAAAUCGUAAACAAUUCUCAAAUUUUAAGUUUAUAUUCAUUCGGCCGCAAUGACGCAAUCGCCGUACUGAUUCGGUGCAACUUCGUGUGCACGUGUGUCCUCGACUUUAAUGCAACGUCAGCGCCGCUCUCCAAGUGCGAGGAGCUGGGCUCAAAUUUCGAAGGAUCAAAAAACUCGUGUAGUGUUUAACAGAAAUAAUAAAUAGAGGAUGGAGAACAAAGAACUACUAAAAAGUCCACAUGGCGUGUUUUUGUAACUGCAUAUAUCGUUUUGAUUGAAGUGAUGUGUUUUCGUACUUGUAAACAGCAGUGUUUUAUUUGAAAACAAAAUGCCUGCCAGAAGGAGAACGCAAGCAGAAAAGGAUGGAAGAAAUUCCUCUGGUAGAAAGACCACUAAGAAUUCUUCCAUCAAGAACAAAUUCAAACGCAAGUUACCUAAUGCUUCCACAAUGUUUAUAUUAGCCCUGAUUUUUCUAUGUACCAUUGCCGUUGGCUAUAUGUGGUGGAGGCAUUACGUGAAGAGUAGAUUAUAUACACCAAUUGUUGCUAGACGAAUGAUAUCAAAAUCUGAACUCGGUGACAUGGGUGAUAUUAAAAGAUUUUGGGGUUCAUAUCGAUCAAAUCUAUAUUUUGGCUUUCGAACAAGAAGUCCCAAGUCACUCAUGCUUGGUUUGAUGUGGUUCACUGACCAAUUUCAUGAUGGGAGCAUUCAUAUCAGGCAUACUUGUGAGCAAAAUGACAAAUUGCCGAGAUAUGGUUGGAUAAGGCACGAUGGUGUCAACUUUGGUAUGCAAGAGAUUGUUGAUCAUGGUUACACCCUGAGCACAGAUUUUGUUAAAAGGAGUGGAGGGGACAAUGGUGGUGACUGGAGUGCGAGGGUGACUGGUCAGUUGAUGGAAAAUUGGGGAAGACAGGAUCAGAAGAUUAAUGUAAUGUUCUACAUUAUGAAAGAUGGGCCUGGAACAUUGAAGACAGAUGUUGAAAACGGAAGGCUUUCCUCAGUCACUGGAUAUACUUCAGAGUUGGGGGAUUUCCGAAUUAAGUUUUUUGAUGGCAACAAGAACUUGCUUUCAACAUAUUUGAGCACCCAUUUGGAGAAGGUCCAUCUUGCUAAAGAUGUCGUCAUGAAAAAUUUACACCAGUUCAAGGCUGGUGCCAAGGGAAAUGUUCGACUGCUAGGUCUGCCAGGUCGUCGUAUGGGCGGAGAAUUCGAGAACAAGGAAGAAAAUUUCAUAGUGUUCAGCGGUGUGUUUGAAUUACCCUUUACUAUUGAGAUUGCUUUUGAAUCAGGUAGUUUUAAAGAUCGAAUCAAUACACUGAAAGGUUCAGUCUUUCAAGAAAAUUUGAUGAAGUACAGUGACUAUUUUGAGAAAGUAUUUGAACAGAAGUUUAAGCUGAGGAAAAAGGGUCACAGCACUGAUGAGAUCUUGUUCGCCCAAGCAACAUUAAGUAAUUUACUUGGUGGGAUUGGAUAUUUCCAUGGUGCCUCACUGGUCACAUCUGAUCUUAUCAAGACACCAGUCAAGUAUUGGGAGAGUUCUUUGUACACAAGUGUACCUUCAAGAUCCUUUUUUCCAAGAGGUUUCUUAUGGGAUGAGGGUUUUCAUCAAUUGCUCAUCAGCCAAUGGGAUAGCACAAUUAGUGUUGAUGUCAUCGGCUAUUGGCUUGACUUAAUGAACAUGGAAGGUUGGAUACCACGUGAACAAAUUUUGGGUGAUGAGGCUCGGACCAAAGUUCCUGCAGAGUUUAUCGUGCAGCACAAUAAGAACGCCAACCCCCCUGCGUUAUUUCUUCCUAUCAAGUCUAUGCAGGAGAAAGGUCUUUUAGAUGGAGACUCUCUCCGUAAGCUUUUCCCGCGCCUUCGAGCUUGGUACAACUGGCUUAAUACGACACAGGUUGGGAUUGCACCAUCGACUUACCGCUGGCGAGGAAGAAACGCGGACACAGACAGUGAGCUUAAUCCGAAGACUUUGACAUCGGGUCUUGAUGAUUAUCCAAGACCAUCUCAUCCGUCUGACAAAGAGCGCCACGUUGACCUUCGUUGCUGGAUGGCGUUUAUAUCCGGAGUAAUGGCCGAUGUUGCUGAGUCUAUUGGUAAACGACCACGACGCUACAAGGAAACGUAUGAAUAUUUGAAAGACGAGUCCGUGCUCUCUGCGUACCAUUGGUCAGAAGGAUCGAAAAGUUUUGCAGAUUACGGUAAUCACACGAAGUACGUGAGAUUACGUCACGUUGCCGAGAAACCAGGAUUGCCGACAAGGGUAGCUCGCGUCGUUUACAAAGCGGCUCCCGAGGAGAAGUUUGUGCCGAGUAUUGGAUACGUGAGCUUGUUCCCAUUCCUCUUGCAGUUGCUUGACGCUAAUUCAACGAAACUCGGGGAUACUUUGAAACACAUGCAGAAUCCUAAAGAACUGUGGAGUGACUACGGUUUACGCUCGCUUUCAAAAUCCGAUCCGUUAUACGGAAAGUACAAUACGGAGCAUGAUCCACCAUAUUGGCGUGGAGCUAUUUGGAUCAACAUAAACUAUCUGGCAGUUCGCUCAUUACAUCAUUACUCCAAACUCGAGGGUCCCUAUCAAACGCUUUGCUUGCAAUUGUACAACGAUCUGCGAAAAAACAUCAUCAAUAAUAUUUUUGAGAAUUAUCGUAGGACCGGGUAUGUUUGGGAGAAUUAUGACGACAAGACCGGUGAAGGAAAGGGUUGUCAUCCUUUCACCGGUUGGUCAUCCUUAGUGGUACUCAUGAUGGGUGAAAUGUAUUGAAAUGGUGAUUUGAAGUUUUAUUUAGUUUCGAAUAAAUUCAUUUUGUUGAUGUGUUGUUGAAA
Molecule: messenger RNA, 2965 nt
Organism: Xenia sp. Carnegie-2017
Lineage: Eukaryota; Metazoa; Cnidaria; Anthozoa; Malacalcyonacea; Xeniidae
Product: mannosyl-oligosaccharide glucosidase-like
Exons: 4
Coding region: 471-2903 (810 amino acids)
Biological process (GO): oligosaccharide metabolic process; protein N-linked glycosylation
Cellular component (GO): endoplasmic reticulum membrane
Molecular function (GO): Glc3Man9GlcNAc2 oligosaccharide glucosidase activity
Source: RefSeq, a predicted model, not a curated record